Molecule: messenger RNA, 705 nt
Organism: Striga hermonthica
Lineage: Eukaryota; Viridiplantae; Streptophyta; Magnoliopsida; Lamiales; Orobanchaceae
Source: the annotation of a GenBank genome assembly
AGUUCUUCAGGUUUCAUGUCAGUAUUUAUCGGCCACUUUUAGCUACUCGUCAAGAGAUUUGUGUGCCUUAGUAAUUAGCCAGAAUGUUAUCACGUAUUCAGUAAUGUUAAACUUUCUCAACGUUCAGAGGUCGGCCCGUAGGGAAUCCGAUUACCCGACUCCUACUCAGGCCACCGUAGUCGCACAGUUCCGCGACUAUCAUGUUGAGAAAUUCUCCGGGGGAGAUCCCCGUCUCAUGGGCGAGUGGAUUCAGAACCUUAGAAAAAGAAUUAAGUUUAAGAACUCUAGAUUUAAUUCUAGAUUCACUCAAGUCAAGUUAGCAACUUGUCAGAAGAUUUGUAAGCACUCUCAUGGUUAUUCAGUCAUGAGAGUAUUCAGGUCAGUCAUGUUAAGAUCGAGGAUAGUUUGUCUAAUAAGACAAGACUUAUCCAUCAUUUUCAGUAUGUCAGCACCUCGAUUCUCAAAUUCUGAAGAAUCUGAGAAAUCGUGGGAGAUAUUAAGUUAUGAGGGACUUCUUCUUGAGGUUAAGUUUAACCUCGGAGGGAGUAAAAAGUUGCAGGUACCACAGGUUGACAUUCGCCGCGAUGAAGAAGAGCCAAUCGACAACAACAAAUCGUGCCAGGAUGGUAAACCGACGCUUUCCACCCCAAGGAUGCCAUGCUUGAGUCACAGUACACUGAAAGGUUGCAGAGAGUUAGUAUUAAC